GCUGUCCUGGCUCCCGACUAGGGAAGCAGCCGAGGAGGCGGCGCGGCGGACCCCGGCCGAGGCUCGGGCGGGGCGGCGGGGGAGGCUGGCUGGCUGGCGGCGUCCGUAGCGCGGGGAGAGCGGCGCGGCGGGCUGGGCGCUCCCGGCGAGAGGAGUCCGCUCCAUGCGUGCGGGCCGAGCCCGGCCCCUGCGAGCCGCCGACAUGAAGAAAGACGUGCGGAUCCUGCUGGUGGGAGAACCUAGAGUUGGGAAGACAUCACUGAUUAUGUCUCUGGUUAGUGAAGAAUUCCCAGAAGAGGUUCCUCCCCGGGCAGAAGAAAUUACCAUUCCAGCUGAUGUCACCCCUGAGAGAGUUCCAACACACAUCGUUGACUACUCAGAAGCAGAACAGAGUGAUGAACAGCUUCAUCAAGAGAUAUCACAGGCAAAUGUCAUCUGCAUAGUUUAUGCUGUUAACAACAAGCAUUCCAUUGAUAAGGUAACAAGUCGAUGGAUUCCUCUCAUAAAUGAAAGAACGGACAAAGACAGCAGGCUGCCUUUGAUACUGGUUGGGAACAAGUCUGAUCUGGUGGAAUAUAGUAGUAUGGAGACCAUCCUGCCCAUUAUGAACCAGUACACAGAAAUAGAAACCUGUGUGGAGUGUUCAGCAAAAAACCUGAAAAACAUAUCAGAGCUCUUUUAUUACGCACAGAAAGCUGUUCUUCAUCCUACAGGGCCUCUGUACUGCCCAGAGGAGAAGGAGAUGAAACCAGCCUGUAUAAAAGCCCUCACCCGCAUAUUUAAAAUAUCUGAUCAAGAUAAUGAUGGCACUCUCAACGAUGCUGAACUCAACUUCUUUCAGAGAAUUUGUUUCAACACUCCAUUAGCUCCCCAAGCUCUGGAAGAUGUCAAAAAUGUAGUCCGAAAACAUAUCAGUGAUGGCGUGGCUGAUAGUGGAUUGACCCUGAAAGGUUUUCUGUUUUUACACACACUUUUUAUCCAGAGAGGGAGACAUGAAACGACUUGGACUGUGCUUCGACGAUUUGGUUAUGAUGAUGAUCUGGAUUUGACACCCGAAUAUUUAUUCCCCUUGCUAAAAAUACCUCCUGAUUGUACUACUGAAUUAAAUCAUCACGCAUAUUUGUUUCUCCAAAGCACCUUUGACAAGCAUGAUUUGGAUAGAGACUGUGCUUUGUCACCUGAUGAGCUUAAAGAUUUGUUUAAAGUUUUUCCUUACAUACCGUGGGGACCAGAUGUGAAUAACACAGUUUGUACAAAUGAAAGAGGCUGGAUAACCUACCAGGGAUUUCUUUCCCAGUGGACGCUCACGACUUAUUUAGACGUGCAGCGCUGCCUGGAGUAUUUGGGCUAUCUGGGCUAUUCGAUACUGACCGAACAGGAGUCUCAAGCUUCAGCCAUUACAGUAACAAGAGAUAAAAAGAUAGACCUUCAGAAAAAACAGACUCAAAGAAAUGUGUUCAGAUGUAAUGUAAUUGGGAUGAAAAACUGUGGGAAAAGUGGAGUUCUUCAGGCUCUUCUUGGAAGAAACUUAAUGAGACAGAAGAAAAUCCGUGAUGAUCAUAAAUCCUACUAUGCGAUUAACACUGUUUAUGUCUACGGACAAGAGAAAUACUUGUUGUUGCAUGAUAUCUCAGAAUCGGAAUUUCUAACUGAGGCUGAGAUCAUUUGUGAUGUUGUUUGCCUGGUAUAUGACGUCAGUAACCCCAAAUCCUUUGAAUACUGUGCUAGGAUUUUUAAGCAACACUUCAUGGACAGCAGAAUACCUUGCUUAAUCAUAGCUGCAAAGUCCGACCUGCAUGAAGUUAAACAAGACUAUAGUAUUUCACCUGCUGAUUUCUGCAGGAAACACAAAAUGCCUCCACCGCAAGCCUUCACUUGCAAUACUGCUGAUGCACCCAGUAAAGACAUCUUUGUUAAAUUGACAACAAUGGCCAUGUACCCAGAGGAUCAUUACAGAGACAGACUCUCCCGAGACAACCCUGAUAGAAUAGAGAAUUUGAGAAAAAUCUGGGUCUUUCUAAAAACUGCUUUCCAUGCCCGGUUACGCUGUAUGUGCACCUGCAACAGGUGUACGUUUUGCAUCUGUCAGAACUUCCUCAACUCAGACUUGCUGCAAUCUGUAAAGAACAAAAUCUUCACUGCAGUUCUUAACAGGCACGUGACUCAAGCUGACCUCAAGAGCUCCACGUUUUGGCUUCGAGCAAGUUUUGGUGCUACUGUUUUUGCAGUUUUGGGUUUUGCAAUGUACAGAGCAUUGUUGAAACAGCGAUGAUUAAAACAAAAAAUACUGGCCCCACCAAAAACAAAUACUUUUAUGUAUUUAUGUAUGCUUUAAAUUCUGCUAGAAAUAUUGAGAUAUUUAUACAUGCAGAGUUACUUUAUUAAUAUUUGUAAUUCAUGCAUAAGAGUAUUUUAAUGAUAGUUAUAACUGCAGUAUUGGCUAGCAUUGGAAAGAAACAGCUUAACAGCCAAACUAAAAUGGCUAGAUUUCAGAGGCCAAAAGGGAAUAUUUUGUAAAUAAUGUACAUAUUCAGGCAAGAUAUGGUCUCCCACACUGAAUUCUAGAAAUGAUGUUUCUAGACGUUUCUACAUGGUAUUGUUAGUGUUCAGUUGGCUCACUCUCCUAGGUCUCAGCUCAGAGAUUGUAUUUACUCAUGGAUCACUUAUUUAUUUCACAUUUGACUCGGGAUGAUCCUCUGGGUUCUUCAAAGAGCACCAGGCACAAUUGGCCAUUUUCUCUCCAUUUUUAAGAACAGGCGAGGUGUUACCGUCUUACACCUCCCCUGCAGACACUCAUGGUAGGCCAGCCCUGAAGCCACCGUGCGGGCUAGAGAAUUGCACAGCCAAGUGUCCAAGUGCUUCUCUGAGGAAGGAGUGAGUUCACGGCAAUUAGCAGAGGCGUCGCCUGUAUGAUUAUGUUGCUUCCUUUGUCUGUAUGUUGAAUUUUAUAGCCCUUUCAAUCAAAUGAGGAAACAAGAUUUGUAUGUUAUCCAUGUUUUUAGUUUGAAUAAACAGUGACCAUUACUACUACUGAACCUCCUCCCAAAGCGUACAUCAUUCUGCAAUGGCCGUGUCUGCUCCGGGCGGUACAGUAGCUGCAUGUGUCGCCCGUGUUCUCUCUCUGGCUAGGACAACCUGGAAGCAGCACUUUUUUAAAUGGUAAAGUAAAUCUAAUGAAUAUAAACUCUCAUGACAAACCUAUUUUUUUCCAUCAUCGACCUUUUCAAGUAUUUAAAUAAAUAACUGCUGUGUACCGUGA
Suricata suricatta (meerkat) is the source of this 3259-nucleotide messenger RNA. It is a transcript of the gene RHOT1, whose product is annotated as ras homolog family member T1. The record is from RefSeq and is a predicted model, not a curated record. Gene Ontology annotation, biological process: mitochondrion organization; small GTPase-mediated signal transduction. NCBI's taxonomy places the organism in Eukaryota, Metazoa, Chordata, Mammalia, Carnivora, Herpestidae. Gene Ontology annotation, molecular function: calcium ion binding; GTPase activity; GTP binding. The transcript is spliced from 21 exons. The coding region runs from base 164 to 2272 and encodes 702 amino acids. Gene Ontology annotation, cellular component: mitochondrial outer membrane.